GAAAGCACUAUCUUUUGAAGAAUUGUGGGGGAAUCCAACAGCGCGAAAGAUCUCAAAGGCCACAUACAACUUGUGGCUCACAAAUCUCCCCCUUUGAUGAUGUGGCAUUCCCCACCUCGUUAAACCCCACUACCAUUUCACCCUUCUGUUCUCAAAACUCCUCUUCCUCCCCCCUCCCUCCUCCUCGAUCAAACUCAAAAACCACACCAACUACAACAACAUACGCAAACACCCAAUCCACUUGGAACUCUGUGUCUUUGUGUCUUUCUUCGUUUCAAACACAAAGAGAGACUCUUUUAUUGGGUUUUAAUCAAAAUUACUAGAAUGUCUUCCGAGAGUGAAGGCCCCACGAUAAAGCUCUUUGGAAAGACCAUACCUUUGGCUUUGGCGCCACUGAACCAUGAGGCUUCUUCCGCCAUUGAUGAGUCUUGUGGAGCUGUUGAUUCUGAUAUUGCUGCCACUGCUUGUGGUGGUGGUGUUGAAGACUAUUCUGAUGACAAGCAAAAGCUUUCUUCUUCAGCUACUACUAAUUCGCUUGAAGGGAACUCAACGAGAGUGGACAAGGAAACAAUAUCAGAGAAGGAACUCACAGCUGAGAAGCAGGAAGAUGAUACGUCAGAGCAAAUCACAGAAGACUUAAAAGCUCCUACAACAUCAUCUGGAAUUAGCGAGAAUCCAAAAACGCCAUCAGUUGAUAGAGAAACUUCAUCUCUGAAAUCCUCUAAUAAUGGAGACCAGAGUGAGGCCAGUUGCUCACAAGAAAAGACUCUAAAGAAGCCAGACAAGAUACUUCCAUGUCCUCGAUGUAAUAGCAUGGACACCAAGUUCUGUUAUUAUAAUAAUUACAAUGUCAACCAGCCUCGCCAUUUCUGCAAGAACUGUCAGAGAUACUGGACUGCUGGAGGAAUCAUGAGGAAUGUGCCUGUGGGUGCUGGUCGUCGCAAGAAUAAAAACUCUUCAGCUUCACAAUAUCGUCACAUGUUAAUGUCAGAUGCUCUGCAAACAGCUCGUGCUAGUGCUGCAAAUGGUGCACACAACACUACUUUGGGAAGCAAUGGAACUGUCCUUACCUUUGGUUCGGAUUCUCCUCUUUGUGAAUCAAUGGCUUCUGUAUUGAACCUUGCAGAGCAAGCACAAAAUUGUACUCAAAGUGGGUUCCAUAGGCCUGAACAAAGAAUUGGGGUUUCUUCCAUACCAGGAGAUAAUAGGGAUGCCCACUCAAGUGGAUCUUCUAUUACAGCUUCAAAUUCAUCAGAGAGGGGAGGCAAAGUUGGUUUAGAAGAGCCAGCGAUUAAAAGCUGUCAAAGCUUCCCUCCUCAAGUACCAUGCUUUCCAGGCUCCCCUUGGCCUUAUCCAUGGAACUCAGCUCAGUGGCCCUCUGGAAUGCCUCCACCUCCUUUCUGCCAUUCAGGCUUUCCAAUAUCAUUCUACCCUGCACCACCAUAUUGGGGCUGCACUGUGCCGGACUCUUGGAAUUUACCAAGUCUCUCCUCACCAUCCUCUACUCUUAGCUACUGUGCUACAAGCUCUGGUCCAAAUUCUCCAACCUUAGGGAAACAUUCGAGAGAUGGGGACAUUCUUAAUCCAGCCAGCUCCCAGAACGAAGAUCACGUGAAGGACAACACUUCAGAUAGAUGUGUUUGGAUUCCAAAAACAUUAAGGAUUGAUGAUCCAAGUGAAGCAGCAAAGAGCUCCAUAUGGGCAACAUUAGGCAUUAAGAAUGAAAAGGGAAAUUGUACUAAUGAGGGAGGUCUCUUCCAGGCAUUUCAAUCAAAGGGAGACGAGAAAAAUCAUGUGGUUGAAGCAUCUCCAGUGCUGCAAGCCAAUCCUGCAGCCUUGUCCCGGUCACUGAACUUCCAUGAGAGAACAUGAUCACAGCUGAAGUUAGAGUUGUGAACUUUCACAAGGUGAUGGGAGGGAGUUUACCUCCCUGCCACCUUUUGCUGCUGACAAAUUUUACCAUAAGCCAAUAUUGUUGAUCACCCUUGGUGCUGGAACUUCUUUCCUAGAAGUUACAGCAUACAACCGAUAAUCACUUUGUAGGAGAGCAAAGCUGUUUCUGACUAGAUCAUAUAGACUUCUUAUUUUUGGGUUAAAUCUGUGUAACAUUAUGGACAGGUAUUUUUUAUUUUCACCUUA
Prunus avium (sweet cherry) is the source of this 2139-nucleotide messenger RNA. Its product is annotated as cyclic dof factor 2-like. The record is from RefSeq and is a predicted model, not a curated record. Gene Ontology annotation, biological process: regulation of DNA-templated transcription. NCBI's taxonomy places the organism in Eukaryota, Viridiplantae, Streptophyta, Magnoliopsida, Rosales, Rosaceae. Gene Ontology annotation, molecular function: DNA-binding transcription factor activity; DNA binding.